Messenger RNA from Coffea eugenioides, 2091 nucleotides. RefSeq names its product probable serine/threonine-protein kinase PIX13. The record is from RefSeq and is a predicted model, not a curated record. Gene Ontology annotation, biological process: protein phosphorylation. The transcript has 7 exons. Bases 1 to 2091 code for a protein of 696 amino acids. NCBI's taxonomy places the organism in Eukaryota, Viridiplantae, Streptophyta, Magnoliopsida, Gentianales, Rubiaceae. Gene Ontology annotation, molecular function: ATP binding; protein kinase activity.
AUGGCAGAAGUAUACGACAAUUGGGAAAGGCUAGUCAGAGCCACUCUUCGCCGAGAGCAGCUUCGACAGAGUGCUUUUAGGACGCCAAGUGAUGUUUCUUCAGCAUCCUCAUCAGCACCCUCAUCAGCACCUUCCCCUAUUAAUUUUGCUUCCCCUUCUGCCCAAUUAGUGUCCUCUUUCAAAACCUCCUCCAGCUUACCAUUAGUUGGUAAAUCUUUCACUUAUCAUCAAAUCCUCCAGGCCACUGAUUACUUGAGUAGCUCAAAUUUCAUCAAGCACGGCCGGUCUGGGGAUCUCUUUCACGGUGUUUUAGAAGGUUGCCUUCAGGUGGUUGUCAAAAAAGUUGAUCUGUCAAUGUCAUCAUCUGGAGAAAAAGAAUCAUACUUGCUAGCUGAAUUGGAGUUUUUAGACAAGGUUUCUCAUGCUAGAUUUGUCCCUUUUCUGGGGCAUUGCUUUGAGAAGGCGAACGACAAGUUUCUGGUUUACAAGUGUAUGCCUAAUAAGGACUUGUCUAGUUCUUUGUGUUCUAGGAGCAUUGUCUCAGAUGGAACUAAUCCUGAUAGCCAAAAAUCAACAUCGUUAGAUUGGGUUACGAGGUUGAAGAUUGCAGUUGGAGUUGCAGAGGGUGCAACGAAUGCGAUGUGUGCCUAUGAUGUUUAUUGCUUUGGAAAGGUUUUGCUUGAACUAGUCACAGGUAACCCUGGUUUGGGCGAUGGCUAUGAUUCCAGGAUCAAGGAAUGGAUGGAAAACGUACUUCCUUACAUCACUACAUAUGAUAAAGAACUCUUAUUGAACAUUAUGGAUCCAUGUUUAGUUGUCGAUGAGCAUGUUUUGAUUGAAGUGUGGGCAGUGGCAGUAGUUGCAAAAGCCUGUCUCAGUCCCAAGCCUUUGGAGCGCCCUCAAAUGGCAUGUAUACUCAAGGCUUUGGAAGAUCCUAUGUCGGUAAGGUUAUCUACUUAUGAAACCCUUAGGAUCGAUGCUCAACUUGGCUUGGUAUGUUCGGCUCUGGUGAGCACAAGAAUGACCGAGGGAGUAUCUGUAUUAGGUACAUCACAGGCAAACGCAAAUAGAACAUCUUCAAACAACAACAUUGUGGUAUCUAACAGCCGAAGUUCAGCAGCUGGUGGAACUGAGGAGACUAAUCCACACGGAGUUAUCUGGGACCUGCCUAACUUAAGGAUUUACUCUCUCUCAGAGCUCAAGGCUGCAACCAACAAUUUCAGAAGUGAUAGAGUGCUCGGAGAAAGUGAAUUUGGAAGAGUAUACAAAGGUUGGCUUCAUGAGAAGUCCACAUCAAAGACUGGCAGUCAAUCUCUUGUUGCAGUUCAAAAGUUGAAAGCUGAAAGUCUGCAAGGAUUUGUAGAGUGGAAGACAGAGAUAUGCAUGCUUGGAACGCUUUCUCAUCCUAACCUUAUUAAGCUCCUCGGUUAUUGCUGGAAGGGUAAAGAUAUGCUCCUUGUCUAUGAGUAUAUGCAAAAGGGCAGCUUUGACAACCACUUAUUUGGAAGGGGUUCUUCUAUUCAACCACUUCAAUGGGAUGCAAGGCUUAAAAUAUUAAUUGGAGCGGCUCGUGCUCUGGCAUUCUUGCAUGCAGUAAAGAAACAAGUUAUCUACAGAGUCUUCAAGGCCUCAAACAUAUUACUUGAUGCUUCUUACAAUGCCAAACUAUCAAAUUUUGGCCUGGCAAAGAUUGGUCCCUUGAACGGUCAAUUAAAUGUAACAAUACAAGCAGGGCGAACACUUGGUUAUGCUGCUCCCGAGUACAUUCGAACAGGGCAGCUGUGUGUGAAGAGCGAUGUGUAUGGUUUUGGUGUUGUAUUGGCCGAAGUGUUAACAGGUUUAAGGGCUCUGGACACUUGUCGUCCGAAGGGGAAACACUACUUGUUUAACUGGAUCAAGUGUCAGUUAUUUGACAAAACGAAGAUAGAGGGCGUAAUGGAUUCUCGGUUAGAAGGCAAAUACCCAAUAAAAGCAGCCGUUGGCGUGGCUAAGCUUGCUCAGAAUUGUCUUGCUUUUGAUCCUAAAGCCAGACCAUCAAUGAAGCAAGUUGUGGAUGCACUAGAACACAUUAUUGCAUCUGUUAAUUAUUAG